CGUGAUCAUCAUCAUCACCAUCACACACUACAUCCUCCAAUAACAUAACGUGAAUUCAUUUGCCCAAUAAAAACAUUCUACACCCAUAUUCUCUCAGUACCGCAAUACCAUCUACAUGAAAUCUCCACCAUUCAUUCAACAUCACGAGCACUCUAAAUUAAUUCAAUACACCAUAAAUCGUACGGCAACACUAGAUUACACAACUGUAAUCACCACCAGAUUAUUACUCCAUCCUCCACCCAUCACCAACAAACAUAAAUGACGCGUCUUUGCCAGCCUGGCUCUUUCAAAAAAUUAUUUAAAAAAUAAAAAAAAAUUAAAUAUCAUCUUCUUUGCUUUUUCACACUGUACAAUCACUCACACAGAAACAAAAUGAUACUGAAAAAAAAUCUGAGCUCUCUGUUCUUGGUAUUUUCAGUUUUACUCAUAAUUUUACCCAAAACGACGCCGUUGGAUCCCCUCCCGUCGUUUAGAGAAGCACCAGCAUUCCGAAACGGGAGAGAAUGUCUCAAAACGACACCACCUCUCAUCCACAUUGCAAUGACGCUCGACUCCUCCACCUACCUCCGCGGCUCCGUCGCCGCCGUAUUCUCCGUCCUCCAACACGCUUCAUGCCCGGAAAACAUCGUCUUCCACUUCAUCGCCACUCACCGGAGAGCCGAGCUCCGCCGUACAAUAACCGUAACGUUCCCCUACUUAACCUUCCAUCUCUACCAUUUCGAUUCCAAUUUAGUAAAAGGAAAAAUAUCCAGCUCAAUACGACGCGCCUUAGAUCAACCGUUGAAUUACGCUAGGUUUUACCUAGCCGAUCUGCUACCCGCGAGUGUACGUAGAAUCAUAUACUUCGACUCUGAUUUAAUCGUAGUUGAUGACGUGGCUAAGCUAUGGAACAUUGAUUUAGGCGCACACGUAUUAGGUGCACCGGAGCACUGUCACGCGAAUUUCACAAACUAUUUUAAUCCAAGAUUCUGGUCAAACGAGGGCUAUGCGGCGUCGUUUAAAGAGAGGAGAGCGUGCUAUUUUAACACGGGGGUGAUGGUGAUAGAUUUGGUGAGGUGGCGGGAAGGGAAAUACAGAGAGAAAUUAGAGUAUUGGAUGAGAGUACAGAAGAAGUUUAGAAUUUACGAGUUAGGUUCUCUGCCGCCGUUUUUACUGGUGUUCGCCGGAAAUGUGAGAGGCGUUGAGCAUAGGUGGAACCAACAUGGACUCGGCGGUGAUAAUGUGAAGGGUUUGUGUAGAGAUUUACAUCCCGGUCCGGCGAGUUUGUUGCAUUGGAGUGGGAAGGGUAAACCAUGGCUGAGAAUUGAUUCGAAGCGGCCGUGCCCAUUGGAUUCGUUGUGGGCUCCUUAUGAUCUUUAUCGCCAUUCUUUACUUUUCUCUGAUAGCUGAAUUUCAUUGGAGAAACUGAAAAUAAUGACUCGGAUUGGGAGCUACAACAGCCGUUGGAUCAUUGAUUGACGGCUGUGAUGUAGUGGGAGGGGGAAUGGGUUGGUUAUUGAAAAGGAGGGAUAAAGGUGAUUGAUGAUGAUUGGCUGCAUGGUGAAAAUUCUUUAGUUUUGGGGUAGAAUUGUAAAAUAAUGAAAUAUGAAGGAGGAAAGUGUAAUUUGUACAAUAAGGCGUUAUAUAUAAAUUGGUCUGAUUGAUUAAAUGUGGGUCACGGGCACUUGUUUUGUAGCUAAUUGAUUUGUAGGUAUUCAGAAUCUCAAAUUGUUUGAUGUUGGAUAAUAGAUUAGUGGAUUUUAAUUUUUGGUGAUGUGUAGAUUUUUGUACAUAUUCUAUAUUUGUUGAGCUAUUA
This is a messenger RNA of Mercurialis annua (annual mercury), 1795 nucleotides long. RefSeq names its product probable galacturonosyltransferase-like 3. Gene Ontology annotation, cellular component: Golgi apparatus. NCBI's taxonomy places the organism in Eukaryota, Viridiplantae, Streptophyta, Magnoliopsida, Malpighiales, Euphorbiaceae. Gene Ontology annotation, molecular function: glycosyltransferase activity. The record is from RefSeq and is a predicted model, not a curated record. The transcript has a single exon. The coding region runs from base 373 to 1389 and encodes 338 amino acids.